CUUUGCUGGGACCAAGUACGAUACUGCUUGACUUUGUAUCUUUUCACUGGUAGGCAGGUGGAGGGGAACGCUCCAAUACCUCUACCCUGUCCCCAGUUUGGCAUUAAGGCGCGCAGAGCAUCUUGUCACUUUAAUCUCGAAAAAGAAAAAGCAACUGAGGUUCAGAUCCUGUCAAGAGAGACGUCCACCGUGGCAGAUUCGCUCUCAGGACAACCUCCUCCUCCCCACCCCACACGGAGGGAAUUCACCCUCGGGGCCGCCCCGCCUCGCUCUCUCCCACCGCCCUGCGGCGCCCGUGGGAAGAAGGACACAUGUUCCCCGCAGACGGUCCCUGGGGUGCCGCGGCUCUCAGGGUGCGCAGUGGGACCCGGCCAAGCUGGCCCUCCGGCCCCUGGCCUGCGCCUGGGGGGCAGGGGAGCCGCGGGUCGAGGAAGGAGUGAGAGUGGCGCCUGGGUGACCGAUCGCCCCGAAGAAAGUCCCGAGAAAGUGUGACCCCUGCGCUAGGGAGAGGCGAGGCGGGUGCGCAGGAAGAUGCCGAGAUGGGACCGGGAAACAACACCCCCCUCGCCCCGCCCAAGCCACCCACUUGUGUCUCUCAGCCUGAAGUUCCCCGAGAGCGGCCGAAGGACCCCAAAGGCUGUGCUGCGUCUCCUUGAACCCCUAGCCGCCCCAGCGUCACCACUCUUGUGGGGGCUUCGCGUUCCCUCCCGGGUUUCGGAGCCACCACGUGACUUCCACGAAGCGCAGGGCCCCCGGAAAGCCGCGGCAGGGAGCCCAGAGGAUGAUGACCGGAAGGUCCGAAGGAGAGAAAAAAACCGAGUUGCUGCUCAGAGAAGUCGGAAGAAGCAGACCCAGAAGGCUGACAAACUCCACGAGGAGUACGAGUGCCUGGAGCAAGAGAACACUGUGCUGCGGAGAGAGAUCGGGAAGCUGACGGAGGAGCUCAAGCACCUGAGCGAGGCACUGAAGGAGCACGAGAAGAUGUGCCCGCUGCUGUGCCCCAUGAACUUUGUGCCACUGCCACGGCCGGACCCUGUGGCUGGCUGCCUGCCCCGAUGAAGCCCGAGGAUCGUCCUCCUCUGCCGACGGAGGAGCCUUGGUCUUUUUCACACCUGGGCAAGGCGGGGAGGAGGGUUCCCUCUGCAUCUGUGUCCAGGGGGACCGGGGCCAGGUCACCUCCUCGGAGCUCCUGGCCGUGUCCUCAGUGGACGGCUCCGCAGGACGCUCCCGCAGGCGCCUCUCAGAGCCCUGAGCGGAUCCGGGCAGGGAGGCCACCCUCAGGAGUCACCUCGAUCUGCUUUGGCAGCUAGUAGUUUCCGUGCUGUGCAGAAUUAUUUCCUCUAGAAUUUGGAUAAUAAAGAUGGUUAUGGUC
Molecule: messenger RNA, 1372 nt
Organism: Zalophus californianus (California sea lion)
Lineage: Eukaryota; Metazoa; Chordata; Mammalia; Carnivora; Otariidae
Gene: BATF3
Product: basic leucine zipper ATF-like transcription factor 3
Exons: 3
Coding region: 532-1059 (175 amino acids)
Biological process (GO): regulation of transcription by RNA polymerase II
Cellular component (GO): nucleus
Molecular function (GO): RNA polymerase II cis-regulatory region sequence-specific DNA binding; DNA-binding transcription factor activity, RNA polymerase II-specific
Source: RefSeq, a predicted model, not a curated record